Messenger RNA from Aspergillus ruber CBS 135680, 1063 nucleotides. Its product is annotated as ankyrin. Gene Ontology annotation, molecular function: protein binding. The coding region runs from base 1 to 1026 and encodes 341 amino acids. Lineage: Eukaryota; Fungi; Ascomycota; Eurotiomycetes; Eurotiales; Aspergillaceae. Gene Ontology annotation, cellular component: nucleus; cytoplasm. The transcript is spliced from 5 exons. The record is from RefSeq and is a predicted model, not a curated record.
AUGGCACAGAUCUACAUAUUACUCAUUCUCAGUGACGUGACUACUCUAAGUCAAUAUAUCACAAAAUACACCCAAGCCGCCUUAGCUCCUGGCAAGGUAGAAUACUACGACCCUUUCUGGGUCGCCGUGGCACAUGGAAGUACCGAUGCUUUGCACAUGCUGCUUGAGCAAUAUACUGCCAAUAUAGCCCAGACAGAACCGCUUGAUAAGAGAGGUUUUAUGGUGCUUGAUGUGGCAUAUCGGUAUGUACAACUUGCGACAGCGCGGUUCCUGCUAGACAGCCAACCUCUGUUGGGGAUAGUUGAUGCGCGGAAUCGCCGUGGUGAGGCUGCGAUCCUAGCUACCGCAGCGUCGCUGGCUUGCUUGAGUUGUGAAAGUUGUGAUUAUGAUUACUUCAGCGAACGCAUCGCGUGUGGCGAGGAAUUGAUGCACCUACUUCUCGAUCGGGGCGCUUCUGCCCGCGAUGCUAUUAUCCCCCGACGCGGUGGUGGUGAUGGACAACCGCUGCACACUGUUCUCGGGUGGGCCGUCUGCCGGAGUAGUUACGGAUUGGUGAAACGCCUCUUGGACGAAGGGACUGAUGUACAUCGAAGGAAGCAGUACAUGAAUGGCUACAUCCAAGCGCUACUUGACCAUCUAGAUAACAUAGUAGACCGGGUCGCUCGCGAUAGCACCGGACGACUGCCACCGCAAUGGGUGGCUGCAGGACCCACCCUCGGAUCCGUAGACGGCGAGUCCAUCGAUACGUCUCUACUUGAUUUUCUGAUCGCGCAAGGUGCCAACACAACCACAACCGACAAAGACGGCAACACCACUCUGCACACAAUGCCCCGAAAUCUGCGGCAAGUCAAAGCAGCACAGUUUUUACUCAACGGUGAGGCGGAUAUCAGCGCUACAAGUUGCGACGGAAACACGCCCAUACACGAAGCGAUGCGAGGAACUCUCCGGCCGAGGGAAACCCGAGAAAGAAAGAAAGGGAAUGUAAUGAUGGCAGAUCGGAUAAGAGUGCAGGACGAGAUGUUUUAGGUGCUGCAGGAUGCUGCGAAGAAUCAUUUUCAUGACU